UGUCAGGGAAGUUUCUUAUUGUGUCACUACACUAUAUAUAACAGAAGAGACUGAUGUGCUCGUACUUAAUGUAAAACUCGUCGCACAAACAAUAUGAUCACUUUUAGUUGUGAGAUGAUACCUUGGCUAGUGAUAAUAUUUGGUCUAGUGACAGCUGGUUCUUUGAAUAUAACGGAUCAACAAACAUCCGAAUCAAGCCAUCAUGAUCAAGUUGCAAUCCUUAAACAAAUAAGAAAAUUGAACGAUGAUGGAUCAUAUACGUUUGGUUAUGAAGCUGGUGAUGGAUCUUUCAAGGUUGAAACUCGAGAUGUACUUGGCAAUGUAAAAGGUACAUUUGGUUUUAUCGAUGCAAAUGGUGAAAUAAAACGAGUAACAUAUUCAUCAUCAAAUGGUACUGGAUUUAAAGCUACAACUCUAUCACCGUUACAGGAACGAACUUCUGUUAUCCAGAGUAUUCCACUAAAGAGUAAUCAUAGUUUUGUUGCAAGUCAAAAGAAACAAAAUUCAAUGUAUUUUUCAACAUCUGAGUCAUCGUCAUCACUAUCAUCAUCGUUGCUAACGACAUCAACCACAACACCAUCACCAUCAAGCACAAAAUCAAAUGUAAUACAGUCUAUUCCUACUAGAAAAUCUUUAAUCAAAACAACGCCAAUACUUAAUUCAACAGUUAGAAACACGGAAAAAUUCACCAGAGCUAUUUUCGGUCAAUACUUUAGAAAUUUCAGUAAUCGAUCACGCCAAUCUGUCAAUGAUCAUCAACCUAAACAGUUGUCAACUCCAAGUGAAGAAAUAAAAGUCAUAAACCAUCAUAAAAAUGAUCUACAAAGGUCACAAAUAUCUGAUUCAAAUAGUGAUGUAAAAGCAGAUACAGAAAAAGAUAAUCUCUAUGCUAGAAUUUCACUCGAAGAUAUAUUACAUCCAAUUAAUAAGGUUGAAGAUUACAACCGUAGAUCUGAGGUUAACAUAGAUAAUAAUAAUUUUAGACGUCAAAUAGAUCAAAAGCCAGCAAUUAAAGUUCAAGAAUCUACUGAGGAAAAUUCUAGUAAUGAAAAUUUUGAUGUUUACAAUGGACGAUUACUUUCUACUACGAGACCGCUUUUUACUACUACAACGGCUAUAUCACCUAGCACUGGCAGAUCAAAAGUUAUUCAACGAAAUAGACCAGAAACAUACCGAUUUCAUCAAGUACCGAAACUUGAUGUAUUACCGUUGAAUGAGAAAAAUUUAGGUCCAGCUAAAUUUUACAAUGUUGAAACAGAAAAGUUAUCUGAUGAAUCACCGGAAAUUAUAUCGAAUCAUAAUUAUUAUGACUCUUUGUCUAACGAAAAAGAUGAAGUUGCAGACUACAUAGCUAAACAUCCAACACAACCAGUUUUUAGCCGUCAUCAAUAUGCUGAAAAAAAUUAUAAACGUUUACCUCUAGGUAUAAUUUUAACAAAUAUUCCAAGUUCAACAGCAAUUGAAUCACAAGAAAGUAAUAGUGAAGUUCUAAUAAGUAGGCGAAUUCCGUUAAAAACUCGAAUACCAAUGAAACAUGUCAAUCAUCAACCUUUAGAAAACAAAGAAAAUAUAGACUUUUUAACGAGUCAUUCUGUUGAAUUACCAAUUGCAUCGAUCCCUGGUGUCCCUGCUACAACAAAUACUAACUACGUAAUUGAACAACGAGUAAAUGAAUUCACAACACCACGUUCAGAAUCGGACGUAUCAUCUUCAAUAAAUUUACAACUUAUCCAACAACUUUAUCAGCAUUUGCAACAACAGCAAAAUCAGUAUCUACAGCAGCAAUCUAUGCGUGGCAAUGAUUAUUUUGAAAAUUACUUUUAUAAGAAUAUCGUAUUUCCUUCAGAACAUCAAACCCCGAUUACUUUACCACUUAGUCGACGAGAUUUUCAAUUUAUUUUAAGAAGAUUAUUAGCAAAUCAACAUGAAGUUUAUGCUUAUGACCAUCCAACAAUAGUUUUGAAUGAUGCAUUAAAUAAAAAUAAUGCAAACUUUUAUCAUAAUCUGGCUCCACAUUAUUCAUCAGUGCAUGAUCAACAUUCUACUGGAAACAUGCCAGUUAUCAUACCGAGAAAAUAUAAUCAAAAAAUAGCUGCAUCAGAAUCUAAUAUAUCAAAAAUGACUAACUUAUUGAAUUCACCUUUUCAAAAAAUAAGUAAAAGUAAAUACUACGAUAACAGUAAUUUCAUUGAUAAGUUUGAAACAAUAAAUACCGAUUACGAUUCAAUUCUUCCACCGCCUAUCCGAGAGGCUCUCCUAUUGAAAUUACUUCAAAUAGCUAUGGACAGUAAACAACAACAACGACAAAUAUUAUAUAAAAUACCUAUUUUAAAUAAUCGUGAUACAAAUAUGUUAAGUACACUACUAUCGAAAGUGACAGCAGUACCAGUUUAUCGCAAAACUGGACCUAUUCGUAGUGUUCAAAUUAUUUCGAAUGAUGAAUCAGAUGUACACGAUAAUGAUAACAGUAGUACAUAAGUGAUUCUAGUGUUAAAUGAAAAGUACAUACUCCAAGAAAAGGAAAAAUAAUAAAUUUAACACCUUACAUGUAAUAUUACAAUUCAGUAUUGAAAAUUUGUUUUCUCUUUCAUGAACUUCUUCAGACAGUAAAAUUGUGAACUUAUUUUUAUA
This is a messenger RNA of Chelonus insularis, 2631 nucleotides long. RefSeq lists its product as uncharacterized. Gene Ontology annotation, molecular function: structural constituent of chitin-based larval cuticle. The record is from RefSeq and is a predicted model, not a curated record. Gene Ontology annotation, cellular component: chitin-based extracellular matrix. The transcript has 3 exons. NCBI's taxonomy places the organism in Eukaryota, Metazoa, Arthropoda, Insecta, Hymenoptera, Braconidae. Bases 94 to 2478 code for a protein of 794 amino acids.